Molecule: messenger RNA, 393 nt
Organism: Prorocentrum cordatum
Lineage: Eukaryota; Dinophyceae; Prorocentrales; Prorocentraceae
Source: the annotation of a GenBank genome assembly
AUGUUGGGCGGCGAGGAGGAGUUCGCCUUCCUGUCUACGGAGGACGUCUGGGCCGCCAAGGGGGCACGCCACCCUGAGAUGGAGAUCACGAAGGCCUCGUCCACGGCUGCGGACGGGACCAAGGUCUCCGGGGCGAAGUACGCGACCAUGAGGAAGACCGACGCCUCGACCUACAUCAUGACGCGGGGCACCGGCACGCUGAUGGUUUUCAGCGGCCGUCUCGCGAAACACGAGCUGCAUGUGUGCUGCGCCACGGGCCAGACGGUGGCCAAGGCGAGCCCUGGCAACACCGAGGGCAUGUACGAAGUGGUGGUCUACACCAACACGGAUGCGGGGCUGAUCAUCCUCGGCCUGCUCGCGAUCGACAAGUGCGAGGUGGCGCAGGUGGAGUAG